ACGCUCAGUGGUCUCACCAAUCACCAGCUGGAUUGUAAUGGAGACAGUGUCUAACUGUCUACUGCGACUGCUUAUUCAUGAUUGAUUUGAAGCUCUAGGUUGGCGUUUAUUGACUUCUUACUACAUCUCAUCUUGUACAAGUGCACGUGAGAGAAUUCCUCUACAAGUGGAGAAGAAAUGGCUACCGAAUGAAUUUGAACACUAUGAAACUAUCUCUCAAUGCCAUUCGGAUAUAAAUUAAACUGGUCAGCUGAUGUGUGCUCUGAAAGAAAAUCAUCACUAACAAUCAUUUUGCAGCCCGGAUUUGCCCUUUACGAACUAGGAGCUGUUCGUCCAAAAAAUGUCGUCAACGUAGCAUUUCGCAACUUUAUCAACACAACUAUUAGUACGCUAACCUACUGGCUUACCGGCUUCGCGCUCGCCUUUGGCGAUGGCAAUGGCUUCUGUGGUCUACAGUAUUUCGGCCUUGUCGAUCUGCCCCACGAGAUGAUGGCCCAGUGUUUUUACCAGUACACGUUUGCUGCCAUUGCUUCAACCAUCCCUUCGGGAGUAGUACACGAACGCUGUUCGACGAUCGCAUUUGUUUCCUACACGGCAUUAACCUCUGGAUUUAUUUACCCGAUUGCAGCCCAUUGGGUGGCGACAAAAAAUGGCUGGCUCCAUCAGUUGGGUUUCGACGACUUUGCUUUUAGUGGCGUGAUUCACGCUAUGAGCGGCUCGACGUGCUUGGUGGCAGCUUAUUUAACUGGCCCUCGAAUGGAUCGCUAUAGUCCUGACGGGAAACGCCGUCUUAUUCCACCUCAUUCUUUUCCGCAAAUGGUCCUAGGAGCCUUUAUCUUUCUCGUCGGAAUGGUGGCUUUUAAUGCUGGAUCGCAAGGAUCGAUUAGCCAACCCGGCGAUGGAUUAAUGAUUGCCAAAGUCACCAUUAACACACUCAUUUCUGCUGCGACUAGCGCCGUGACUGGUUUGAUUUAUCAUCGCUUUGUAGUGAACAGAUAUACUAGAUACUGGGACCCUGCCAGCGCAAUCAACGGAAGUUUUGUUGGAAUGGUGGCCAUCUGCGCAGGAUGCAAUAAAUUUCAAUGCUGGGGUGCGUUCACGCUGGGUGUGUCAUCCUACUUGUUCUAUUUGGUUGUCCAGGCAGCGGUUGAGAAGUUGGAAGUGGAUGAUGUCGUGGAUGGGAUUUCAAUUCAGAUUGGUGGAGGUUAUGUCGGCCUUCUUAGUGUACCCCUAUUAAAAGAAGAGGGAUUGCUGACCAAUCCAUCUCAAAAUACUGCUUGGGAUCUAUUGAUUAACGCUGGAGGUGGUAUCGUCAUCAUGUGUUGGUCUUUUUCUAUUAUAUCGUUACUUUAUAUCGUCUUGCGUUACUUUGGCCUCCAUCGCGUCUCUGCAUCCGACGAACACGUCGGUUUGGACAUGACGUUGCAUCGAGAAAAAGCUUACGAGUUUUGCAAUGCCAAAGGGACGCCAGUUUGUUUGCCAUUGUAACUGCACAUUAAAUUCUCUCAUCCGUUACUCUUGUGCAAAACUGCCGCUCAGGAAAGUAAACUGAUCCUUCGGUCUAAGGUGUAGCUUAAAACGAAAAAUAAAAUUCCAAGGCCAAUGCGACCUCAACAAAA
Daphnia carinata is the source of this 1619-nucleotide messenger RNA. RefSeq names its product putative ammonium transporter 1. The transcript has 9 exons. Gene Ontology annotation, cellular component: membrane. The coding region runs from base 220 to 1488 and encodes 422 amino acids. The record is from RefSeq and is a predicted model, not a curated record. Lineage: Eukaryota; Metazoa; Arthropoda; Branchiopoda; Diplostraca; Daphniidae. Gene Ontology annotation, biological process: ammonium transmembrane transport; ammonium homeostasis. Gene Ontology annotation, molecular function: ammonium channel activity.